Archocentrus centrarchus (flier cichlid) is the source of this 1324-nucleotide messenger RNA. RefSeq names its product alcohol dehydrogenase 1-like. Gene Ontology annotation, molecular function: zinc ion binding; S-(hydroxymethyl)glutathione dehydrogenase [NAD(P)+] activity; alcohol dehydrogenase (NAD+) activity. Gene Ontology annotation, cellular component: cytosol. Bases 105 to 1232 code for a protein of 375 amino acids. Gene Ontology annotation, biological process: formaldehyde catabolic process. NCBI's taxonomy places the organism in Eukaryota, Metazoa, Chordata, Actinopteri, Cichliformes, Cichlidae. The record is from RefSeq and is a predicted model, not a curated record. The transcript has 10 exons.
GUCAUCAAGUGCAAGGCAGCAGUAGCCUGGGAGCCCAAUAAACCUGUGGUGAUUGAAGAAAUUGAGGUAGCCCCACCCCAGGCCAAUGAGGUCCGCAUCAAGAAAUGGCCACAGCUGGAAAGGUCAUCAAGUGCAAGGCAGCAGUAGCCUGGGAGCCCAAUAAACCUGUGGUGAUUGAAGAAAUUGAGGUAGCCCCACCCCAGGCCAAUGAGGUCCGCAUUAAGAUUGUGGCAACAUCACUGUGCCAUUCAGACCUCACCUACCUUGUGGAGAGUAAGGAGGAAUUCUUUCCAGUCGUCCUCGGCCAUGAGGCAGCUGGCAUUGUAGAGAGUGUCGGGCCUGGAGUCACAGAAUUCCAGCCAGGAGACACGGUGAUUCCUCUUUUCCUCCCCCAGUGUCGAGAAUGUCGUUUCUGUAAGAGUCCAAAGACCAACCAGUGUGAAGCGACAUGGAAAAGAGCUGGUCAGAGAGAUCUAAAAGAAUCCAGGUUUACCUGUAAAGGGAAGAAGCUGCGGCAGUUUAUGGGAACCAGCACCUUCUCUGAGUACACUGUGCUCCAUCAGAUGGCUGUGGCUAAGAUCGAUCCUGCUGCUCCUCUGGAUAAAGUCUGUCUUCUUGGCUGUGGGGUCUGCACCGGGUACGGAGCAGCUGUUAAUACUGCCAAGGUUGAGCCGGGCUCCACCUGUGCUGUGUUUGGUCUGGGAGCUGUGGGUUUGGCUGCAGUCAUGGGCUGCAAAGCUGCUGGAGCCAAAAGGAUUAUCGCCGUUGACAUCAACCCAGAGAAAGCCGAGAAGGCCAAGGUGUUUGGAGCCACUGACUUUGUGAACCCCAAGGAUCACACAAAACCCAUCAGUGAAGUGCUGGUUGAGAUGACCAGUGGAGGAGUGGACUACUCUCUGGAAUGUAUUGGGAAUGUGGAAUGCAUGCGCAGUGCUUUGGAGUCCUGUGUGCCAGCCUGGGGUGUCAGUGUGGUUGUCGGAUGGACAGACCUGCAUGACGUAUCCACCCGACCUAUUCAGCUCAUCGCAGGACGUACAUGGACCGGCUGCCUGUUUGGAGGGUUUAAGGGUAAGGAUGCCGUCCCCGAGAUGGUUAAAGCUUAUCUGGACAAGAAGGUGAAGCUGGAUGAGUUCAUCACUCACAACAUGACUCUGGACCAACUCAACGAUGCCAUCGAACUGAUGAAGCACAGCAAAUGUAUCCGAGCAGUGAUGAGAGUUUCUCCACAAUAAGGCCACUGUACUGCUUUCAGUAACACUAAAAUUAUUGUAAACAUUCAUACAAACAGUGCAGAUUUCUCAAUAAAGGGAAUCAACCAACGGUA